This is a messenger RNA of Phycodurus eques (leafy seadragon), 3733 nucleotides long. RefSeq names its product cabz01093075.1 (gene ccr8.2). The record is from RefSeq and is a predicted model, not a curated record. NCBI's taxonomy places the organism in Eukaryota, Metazoa, Chordata, Actinopteri, Syngnathiformes, Syngnathidae. Bases 304 to 1443 code for a protein of 379 amino acids. Gene Ontology annotation, cellular component: membrane. Gene Ontology annotation, biological process: immune response; chemotaxis; G protein-coupled receptor signaling pathway. Gene Ontology annotation, molecular function: chemokine receptor activity. The transcript has 3 exons.
GCAGGCAAGCAAGCGCCACCACAACACUUGUGAAAGUGUCACAAAAGCCUUGUGUACGCUUGCAAGUCACUUUGUAUUAUUUAAAAGCUCGCAACCACUGCCUUGUGGUUCUACGGUGUAUAUUUGAAAGCAUCCUCAGGAAGUAUCGCGACAAGAAAAUAUAGCUUGCACAUUUCUCAAGAACAAUAGAACAGCUGGCAAUCGUCGCUAAUUGCUGUUUGAAAGUGACUAUUGAUUGACCGAUGUGAGCAAUCCAGGAUUAUCUCCAACAUCACAUCGUAAAAUCACGAGAAGGCAACCACGAUGGACAAAAGUUUCUCUUCUUCGGUUCCGAGUGACUUGAGAGAAAACCGAUUCACAGUGGAAUUAACAAGGCCGACUUCAACAGCCUUUUCCGAAAACACGACACUGGACUACCUGGACCUUUUUCCCGAGUGGGGCGACUUCGGGUUGUGCGUUUACGAGCGACACGGAGCUUCUUUCCUUCCGGCCAUCUACGCCGCGUUGUUCCUGGUGGGCCUCGCGGGCAACUCUCUGGUCGUGUGGGUCCUGGUCCGCGGGGUGCGACUUCGCAACAUGACGGACGUGUGCCUCCUGAACUUGGCCGUGGCCGACCUCCUGUUGGUGGGCUCCCUUCCCUUCCUGGCCUACCAAGCCUCGGACCAGUGGAUAUUUGGGGACACGAUGUGCAGAGCGUUGCUGGGUAUCCACAACAUCGUUUUUUAUUCUGGCAUUUUUUUCGUCACGGUGAUGAGCAUCGACAGGUACUUAGCGAUAGUGCACGCCGUUUACACGCUGAGGGCACGCACACGCUCCUCUGGUGUAAUUGUAGCGGCUGUCACUUGGGUCGCUGGGUUUUUGACCACAUUUCCCGAAAUCAUCUACCUGAAAAAGCAGCCCGAUCGCACGAACGCCACCUUCUGCUUCCCCGUGUAUCCCACGCCCACUUCGGACACUCACUUCUGGCGGGUUUUCCGCCUUUUGAAAAUUAACUUCAUAGGCUUGUUCGUUCCCAUGGUCGUCAUGACUUUCUGCUACUCGCAAAUCAUCAGGCGGCUGCGUUCCAGCCAGUCGUCCAGACGACAGACCAUCCGUUUGGUCGUCACGGUGGUGGCUGUCUUCUUCUUAUGCUGGGUGCCUUACAACGUGGCGUCCUUGUUCAAAGCGCUGGAGCUGCUGCAUGUCUACACAGAGUGCGGCAGCAGCAAAGCCAUUAUGCUGGCUUUGCAAAUCACAGAGGUCGUCGCCUACCUGCACAGCUGCCUCAACCCUGUGCUGUACGUGUUCGUGGGCCGGAAGUUCCGGAGCAACCUGCUCAGGUUGAUCCGCGGGACGCCGUGCGGUCUGUUCCGGCUCGUCAAGGUCCUCGUACCACAGCGGCGGAUAAGCAGGUCCAACGUCUCCCAAACCACCAGCGUGGACGAGAGGAGCACGGCCGUGUGAAGUGGCCGCAUCGUUCGGUUUGCGCUGUUGUCCGGGGACAUUUCUCUUCUUUUACCGUAAUGAUUCCAUUAAACGUCACAAGCGUGCAAACCAACAGAUAGUAUUUGACACAGAGGUACUGUACAUUAUUCACGGGCCUGGAGCGUCCAGAUGGCCUAUUUUUCACGAACAACUUCUCCAUGUGUUGUUCUUAUUAUUCCUUUUUUUUUUUUUUUUUUUUUUUUUGCUCGAGAAAAUGAAACUGGCAGUCAUAACAAUUGCUGUUUUCAUUGUCAAAAUCAAUAUUCUAAAGUGGCGGUAUUUACUCCUAUGUUAUCUUUCGUCACUGUUGGGCGGAAUCCCUCCACCUCCAAAAUGACAACCUUUCAGGAAAAAAAAAUGAAGAACUCCGCCAUCUUGCGUGUGGAGUUAAACUUUAUAUGGCACACUCACAUCAACACAACGGCAGCAAACAUUGUUCAAUUGCUAAUUUCAUAUGCUAAAGAAAUGACUAAUUUAUUACGGUGUCGAUGAUUAAAAUGGUACGAACAAGGCGCCAGGGUAGCUAGUUUUCGCCGUGUUGACAACAUGGCGCCUUUGACAAAAGCAAAUGUCUGCAUUAUCUCAUGAGCGUUGCAAUCAAAACAGUCAGCUGACUAAACCCGUGUAUAAAGGUAGAAAUGAAUCUGCACGCAUUUCCCUUAGGUCUCAUGCGACUUCCUUCCUUCUGCAACGAAGCAUGACAGAGAUCGUAAAGACACGACGGAGAGUCAAAUGCUAGAGGCUAAUGGACUCCCCGUAGUGCGUUUAGAUGUCUCAAAAGUAUUGUUUUUGUCAAAACGGCUGUCUAUUGUCCUACAAGCGCAGCUCCAACUACCGGAGACAAAUUCCUUGUGCGUUUUGACAUACUUGGCAAAUAAAGAGGAUUCUGAUUCUCAUGAGUGGAUUUUAUGAGAUUAUGUUAGCGUACCAAAUGUCAGCCAGCCGGCAUACGAUUGCAUCUUGCAAAAGGCAACUUUCGAAUGUAACAUGUUUCUUUCUAAAAUUGCUUGAUGUAGCUGAAUAUGACAUUUGUGGCUUCAUGCACUGUUCCGCCGCUAUGGUAAGUUGAUGCAGUGCAACACUUAACGCAUACUGACCUAACGUCAACGUGCAAGUCACGCCAAAACUCACCACUGCAGUCAGCUGCUCGACUUGUGCAAGAGGUGUGUCACCACACCUUCAGCUACAGCGUUCCGCAAAGAAAACCACAAGGUUACGGGUAAAAAGAACAACAACGUUUGCAUCAUUUUGUCUAGCAUUUUGCAAGAUGCGACUUUUCAAAACUAAGACAUACAUUUUCAAUAUGAUUUCACGGUCAAAUGUUCAUGAAAAAAAAAAGAUGCAUUUGUGUGUGAACUACUACGCAUUCCUUGUUUAUGCAGCAGAUGAUUUUCCCGCGUGUGCAUUGUGUCUUGACACAAAGAUGUUUUCGCACAGGAGGCACCGGUUGCUCUUUGAACGUUUAAUGGCAAAAUAACACCACAAACUAAAAUAUUUACACUUACAUGAAACAUGUAAACACAGUCUUCUGUACAGAGGAAUAUACAUGCAAAAGUAAAAAUGAAGUCAUCAUACAACAUUCAAAUUGACAUUGCCGCAGUCAGUGUUUUCAUCUUUCAAAUAUGAAGCAACAGUCGCACUCUUUGAGGUUUACGUCCUGGCUGGAGGCAAAAUGCCCUCCGCCUCGCUCUGUACAUCUUUACAUGGACAAGCAAGAGGGGCAUGAGCGCGUCACAAAGGCGGUUCAAUACUUACAACAUAUUUUGCUCGAUAGAAGCUUUUACAGAACUAGAUGAAGAUUUCUUUUAGAGACGCACCAGAGACGAAUAGAAAUGACACCAAAACCUUUGCACAACUCAACAUGUUUGAUCAGACACAAUGCUUCCAAUGAAAUUAGAAAGUGGUUUUUUUUGUUUUUGUUUUGCUUCUGCUUUUGUUUCCGUUUGAUCCACCAAAGUUUAGCGAGCAUUCUCGACUGCUAAUAUGAAACAAAAGGAAAUGUCGUCUCCUCAAUGGAUGAGGCACCCCAUGCUAAGCCAAUGCUCUUAUGCUUAAGGAUGCAAACACAAAGCAAGCAAAGUGAAGUCCAGCCGUAAGUAAGCCAUUAAAUCACCAAACAUUCUCACGAAACAAUAAAUAAAAUGUCAUUCAUGUAAACUCUUAAAUAUCUGGGUUCACUGUGCUCUCUAUAAGUUAACACGAAAAAUCAUCAUACAGGAAAACGAAUAGAAAACUUUGGUAUUAUUAUGGAAAGAAACAAUAACAAAAC